AUGGCGGUUCGCGCACAGUUUGAGAACUCCAACGAGGUUGGCGUGUUCGCUCGUCUCACCAAUUCAUAUGCCGUUGUCGCUAUCGGAGCCUCGGAGAACUUCUACAGUGUAUUCGAGGCUGAACUCCAAGAUGUCAUCCCCAUCUGUCGCGCUACUAUUGCUGGUACUAGGAUUGUUGGGCGUCUAACAGCGGGUAACCAUAAGGGCCUUCUGGUCCCCACCACCACCACAGAUCAGGAACUGCAGCAUCUCCGGAAUACGCUCCCAGACUCGGUCAAGAUUCAACGGAUAGAAGAGCGUCUAUCAGCUCUGGGAAAUGUCAUCUGCUGCAAUGAUCAUGUCGCCUUGAUACAUCCGGAUCUGGAGCGAGAAACAGAAGAAAUUAUCGCCGACGUCCUUGGCGUCGAAGUCUUCCGACAAACUAUUGCUGAUAACGUCCUGACGGGCUCAUACAUGGCUUUAUCCAACAAUGGCGGUAUCGUGCACCCCAAGACCUCCAUCCGUGAUCAGGACGAGCUCUCCUCUCUCCUCCAGGUGCCUCUUGUCGCUGGUAGUGUGAAUCGUGGUAGUGCUGUUGUUGGCGCUGGUAUGGUUGUCAACGACUGGUUGGCCGUAACGGGCCUGGAUACGACGGCAACAGAGUUGAGUGUCAUUGAGAGUGUGUUCCGCUUAGGGGAGAUGGGCCCUCGCGGUGCUGGCAUGGGCAAUGCUAACAAGGAGAGCAUUGUGGAGAGCUUCUACUAG
This is a messenger RNA of Aspergillus pseudotamarii, 744 nucleotides long. Its product is annotated as translation initiation factor 6. Gene Ontology annotation, cellular component: preribosome, large subunit precursor; cytosol; nucleolus. Bases 1 to 744 code for a protein of 247 amino acids. The transcript has 5 exons. Lineage: Eukaryota; Fungi; Ascomycota; Eurotiomycetes; Eurotiales; Aspergillaceae. The record is from RefSeq and is a predicted model, not a curated record. Gene Ontology annotation, biological process: maturation of LSU-rRNA; ribosomal subunit export from nucleus; maturation of 5.8S rRNA. Gene Ontology annotation, molecular function: ribosomal large subunit binding.